AUGGUUUAUAAAAUGAAACCGAUGCCUCCUGAAAUUCGGAUUACAAGCUGGGAGGACCCCCCUUAUUCGUCCAUUCGAGAAAGAAAUGGUGUUCUCUAUGGAGUAGGAUAUGCUUUUCAAGUUUUGAAUUUGCUAAAAUCAAAAUUAAACUUUUCAUACAAAAUUGUACAACCAGUAUCUCAAGAACUCGGAGACGAGAAUGAGGGCAUCAUGAGCAUGCUAGUUAAAAAUCAGGUGGAUAUGGCAGUCGCAUUUUUGCCAAUCAUGCCAAAAUUAAGGAAAAUCGUGAAUUAUAGUUCAGCAAUAGACGAAAUGGAAAUGACCUUUUUACUGAAAAGACCUGCGGGAUCGUCAUCAGGUUCGGGGCUUUUUGCCCCUUUUAGCCCUCAAGUUUGGUACUCGAUCCUCACAUGUCUUUGCGUAAUUGGCCCAUUGGUCUGGAUUUCGAUUAAGCUCCGCCACUUCUUCGUAAGAGACGAUGAUAUGUGGAGGUACACUUUCCCACGAUGCAUGUGGUACGUUUAUGGAGCUUUGCUAAAACAAGGAACGACAAAAGCUCCUCAUGGAGACUGUACCAGGUUCCUUUUUGCAUCUUGGUGGAUCUUUGUGACGAUAUUAUCGUCAUUUUACACAGCAAAUCUGACAGCUUUUCUGACAUUGUCAUAUUACAAGUUGGGCAUUAAUACAAUUGAUGACGUGGCUUUUGGCUACAGUUGGUUUGCUAUGAAAGGUCGAGCUGUCGAUAGUGCAAUAGAGAACAACUACAAAGCCUUUGAAAAUAUGAAAAACGCAGCCAAAUGGAACUACGGCGAGUUCAUCACGGACUACUGGAUAUCCAAGGAAGAUCUACUCAAAAAAAUAAAGAACACAAGCAAGGUUUUUGUGACUGAGAUGCAAUGGGCAAAAAUGUUAGUAUAUGAAGAUUUUCGAAAUAAGACAAGGAGAGGAAUUCCUGAAACCAAGCGAUGUACCCACAUUGUAGCACCAAAACCAGUCUUUAUGAUGGAAAGGGGCUUUGCUUUUCAAAACAAUUCGACGAUCUUGGCAGCAAUAGACAGAGAAAUAGUAAAUAUGGUUGAAAACGGCCUGAUUAAGCACAUGAAAAAGGAGGAUGUCCCCACUGUAGUUUUUUGUCCUGAGGAUCUUCCAACGAAAGAAAAACGACUGCGGGUGGCCGAUCUGCAGCUAAUGUUCAAGAUUGUCGGAUGUGGAUAUUGCACGGCAGGAUGUGUGUUGGUCCUUGAGGGAAUUUUAGCAGGCAUCCAGAGAUUUUGCUGCGAUAAAAACACCUGCAUCUGUCCUUUCAAGCGUAAAAUCAAAACGUCAUCAACGCCUUCCUACAGCCCACCAGAAACGCCUCUGGAGUUGUUCAAACGGAGUCCACCUCCUUUUUACCAGACGAUUCAGGAGCACCGGUAUUCCAAAAAGUACAACAUUAACGGACGUGAAUAUUACAUAGUUAAGGAAAGCUCGGGAGGUACAAGAUUGGUACCUAUUAGGGUACCUUCGGCUUACCUUUUCCAUCAAUUUGCAGCCUAA
This is a messenger RNA of Belonocnema kinseyi, 1539 nucleotides long. It is a transcript of the gene Ir76b, whose product is annotated as glutamate receptor ionotropic, delta-1. The transcript has 8 exons. Gene Ontology annotation, molecular function: glutamate-gated receptor activity. The coding region runs from base 1 to 1539 and encodes 512 amino acids. The record is from RefSeq and is a predicted model, not a curated record. Lineage: Eukaryota; Metazoa; Arthropoda; Insecta; Hymenoptera; Cynipidae. Gene Ontology annotation, cellular component: membrane.